Molecule: messenger RNA, 531 nt
Organism: Fusarium venenatum
Lineage: Eukaryota; Fungi; Ascomycota; Sordariomycetes; Hypocreales; Nectriaceae
Source: RefSeq, a predicted model, not a curated record
AUGACUCGCAUCAUUGUUAAGCGCAAGUCUCAGCCUUCUUCUCCUAUUCAAUCUUCUGCAUCUUUAUCUGUCUCUGCUCCCUCUUCUCCCGAGAGUGCCAGAAAGUAUUCCCAAAUCAAGUUGCGACUCUACCGUGGUGCUAAAGAAUGUCCUAUCUGCAAAGCAACUAUUGUAGAUCGCAACGGCUCCAUGGAGCGUCAUGUCGAGAGACAUGUUAAACUCGCCGAAAUCGAGGCCUUGAACGAUGCCAUCGAACCCAAACGCAGCGACAUGUCUGAAUCUGACAUUGCUAUCGCCGUCAAGUUGUGGCAAUCCCUUCCCGCCAAUCUCCGUGCUACUGGCGGUGUCUUCCGAGAUGGACCCCUUGCCAACAAGGGUGAAGUUAGUGGAAUGCCCACGGUCUUCAUGACCAACGGACGUCUGAAGAAGAAGUACAUGUGGAUCAGGAAGAACCAGGAGGGUCGGGUUGGGCGAAGGCCUUUGAAGAACUUGAAGAGCGGCAACUCGAAUGCCCGUCCUAAGAAGGAUUGA